GCGUCUUCAUCUAACUGGAGAACCACAGCCCUUGAUCUGGGCUCCGCUCUGAGGCCGGCCCUUUCUCACUCACUCCCACCUUGGAAAGAUGGAACCCCAGGAGAGCGCCGUCCAGUACAGCCGAUGGAACAACAGCCAGGAUGAGGUCAGCAUGAAUGUGUCAACCCCAGAAAGCUCAGGCUGUGAGCGGGUCUACAAUAAACUAUGCACCGGGAAGCUGGGCAUGGCUAUGAAGGUGGUAGGCGGAAUCGUUCUGUUCUGGGUCAUCUUCAUCAUCGGCUACAUCACUGGGUACUACAUCCACAAGUGCAAGUAGCCCUUGUCUGAGCCUGCUGGACACCUUUUCCGAGGAGCCCUCCACCCAC
This is a messenger RNA of Monodelphis domestica (gray short-tailed opossum), 365 nucleotides long. NCBI's taxonomy places the organism in Eukaryota, Metazoa, Chordata, Mammalia, Didelphimorphia, Didelphidae. The record is from RefSeq and is a predicted model, not a curated record.